This is a messenger RNA of Aegilops tauschii subsp. strangulata, 1427 nucleotides long. RefSeq lists its product as uncharacterized. Gene Ontology annotation, biological process: transcription initiation at RNA polymerase II promoter. NCBI's taxonomy places the organism in Eukaryota, Viridiplantae, Streptophyta, Magnoliopsida, Poales, Poaceae. Gene Ontology annotation, cellular component: transcription factor TFIIE complex. The record is from RefSeq and is a predicted model, not a curated record. Gene Ontology annotation, molecular function: TFIIH-class transcription factor complex binding.
AUGGCGCUGAACGAGAGCCUCGCCAGGUUCCGGCUGCUGCAGGAGAGGAACCAGGCGGCUCUGUCCGCCAUCGCCGCAACCAGAACCUCAUCAUCGUCAUGCACCAAGCCGUCCCAGCAGCAACCCGCUCCAACUCCACGGCCGGCAGCCAAGCCAUCCCCGCCCGCGCCUGCCGCCGCUGUCGUCAGAUUCUCCGAUGACACGGCGCGGCUACGGAAGAUCAACGAGGUGAGGAGGUCCACGGUCGGGCACCAGAUGAAAAACGUGAUCGACCUGCUCGACAAGACGAGGGAAGCUCUUACGACGCAUCAGAUCAACCAAUGGACCUACGUCGACAUCGACGGCAGCAGGACCCUCGCCGAGAGCCUGAGGAACAACCCCAAGGUGCGCUUCGACGGGCGGCGCUACUCCUACAAGCCCACGCACGACGUCAAGGCCAAAGGCGAGCUGCUGACACUGAUCAAGAGCUUCCCGGACGGCCUCCCGGCGUCCGAGGUGGAUGACGCGUAUCCAGCCGUCUUGGAAGAUCUGCAGGCCUUGAAAUCCUCGGGCGACGUCUAUCUGCUGCCGGGCGAGGGAGGCAUCAUAGCGUACCCGAACGACGACCCGAGGUCGAAGAUCGGGGUGGACACCGAGCUCAAGAAGCUGUUCCACGACAUCAAGCUCCCGCGGGAGAUGAUCGACAUCGAGAAGGAGCUCAGGAAGAACGGCGAGAGGCCGGCCACCGAUACUAUGAAGCGGCGCGCGGCGGAGCAGCUCAAUGGCCGGCAGCCCAAGCCGAAGAAGGCCAAGAAGAAGUCGCGCGGGCUCACCAGCAGGACCAAGCUCACCAACGUUCAUCUCCCGUGGCUCAUGGACCUGCCUGUGGAUUCGAAGGAUAUCAUCUGAUGACUGAUGGGUGUGUAAAUCAUGUAUGGCACGUGGAUUGGAACUUCUGACUCUCUGUUGGAUUCUAUAUAUACUCUGCCGUCCCAAGAUGCACCGCCUAAGAUUUAGGACUGAUAUUCUCUACUAAAGUUAUGGUGUGUUACAACCAAAAGAUGUUAAGUGACAAAAUGAGCCAAACUCAAUUUGCCGGUGCUCUCACUGAUUACAUCGAAGGUUUCAACAGUCAAGACUGGCUAAGCCAGUCUUUAAAUUUGUGGAAUACAUGGUCGAAAAAAUGAACGCGUUACAAGAAAGAGCUUAGAUGCCGAGUACACGGCGAAGGUCGAUUGCCUCAGCAAGGCUUUGCCGGGUGGCACACGUGGCAAAACCUACUCAACAUACAUCCUAUCAACAAAGUGGAGUUUGUCCUGUGUCGUUUGUCGGCACUCGGCAAAGUCUCUGCUGAGUUAAAAAAAAGACACUCGACAAACAAAAGGGGUAGGCAGAACAUGGCGAACAAUGCUGGUGCCACAUGCAGCUGGUGUUAUGGCAAGUGCAUG